Branchiostoma belcheri (Belcher's lancelet) is the source of this 1989-nucleotide messenger RNA. Its product is annotated as thyrotropin-releasing hormone-degrading ectoenzyme-like. The record is from RefSeq and is a predicted model, not a curated record. Gene Ontology annotation, molecular function: metalloaminopeptidase activity; peptide binding; zinc ion binding. The transcript is spliced from 14 exons. The coding region runs from base 7 to 1989 and encodes 660 amino acids. Gene Ontology annotation, cellular component: cytoplasm. Gene Ontology annotation, biological process: proteolysis; peptide catabolic process. NCBI's taxonomy places the organism in Eukaryota, Metazoa, Chordata, Leptocardii, Amphioxiformes, Branchiostomatidae.
GCCACGAUGGAGAUGCACACAGCAACUCACAAGUCGGACACCGAGCGACACACCAGAAAAAAGGUCGCGUACGUCGCAGUUCUUGUGCUUGUCAUCAUCCUCAUAUCCGUCAUCGUGGCGAGCUUGGUGCAUCGGAAGAUCCUAGCCGAUUCCUCGGGGGGAGACGCUCCCUGGCACCGCCCGCGCCUGCCCAAGUCCCUCGCUCCUUACCACUACCGUCUGGAGCUGAAGCCUAACUUGGAAGACUCAGUGUUCACGGGAACGGUUGAAAUCAGCCUCCAUUGUUUAGCUCCCACGAGAUAUAUUGUUCUCCACGCCAACCUGUUGAACAUCACUGAAGGCUCGGUAUUCUUAAAGUCGCUACGGGGGGAGAUUUUGACCCUCAGGGACUGGUUUCUUUAUCCCAAGAACGAAUUCUUGGUCUUGGAGUCGAAGACGUCGUUGGAAACGGGCAGGAGAUACGUGAUUGGGAUGAAAUUCCAAGGAAAACUUCUUGAAGACAUGAGAGGUUUUUACCGGAGUUUCUACUCGGCUAACAGCACUCACAACGAUAGACGGUAUUUAGCUGUCUCCCAGUUUGCCCCGAUGGACGCCCGGAAGGCAUUCCCGUGUUUCGACGAACCCGCCAUGAAAGCCACGUUUGACGUCACUCUAGUCCACCAAUCAGAGUACACGGCUCUUUCCAACAUGCCAAUACGCCAAUCAGAAGUGAGAUCGGAAGGCUGGGUGGCAGACCACUUCUACACCACACUGCGCAUGCCUACCUAUCUUCUGGCCUUCGUCAUUGCUGACUUCGGCUAUAAGGAGGGCGUCACUGGUAUCCAUGACAUCGUGGCCUCCCCUCAGAUGCGCGUCCCCGCCAUGGAGAAUUGGGGUCUCGUAGUUUCUCACGAGAACAGGAUGCUCUACGCACCGAAACUCUCGCCUGUGUGGAAGAAAGAAGAAGUGGCGUCCAUGAUCGCACAUGAGCUGGCUCACAUGUGGUUCGGGAACCUGGUGACGCCCGAGUGGUGGGGCGGGGUGUGGCUGAAGGAAGGCCUGGCGACGUGGGCCGCAGUCAGGGGAGUGGACGCUGCAGAACCGACAUGGAGAGUGAAAGAGCGGUACUUCGUGCAGUCCCUCCACCAGAUCCUCCCAGUGGACUCGUCCAGCCUGUCCCACCCCCUUCAGCUGACCGUGACAGGGCCGCAGGACGUGACGAGGGGCUCGUCUCUAAUGAGGAUGCUGAACACCAUACUGGGCACGGCAUUUAGGAAAGGGAUUUUGAAAUAUCUUCAAAAGUACAAAUACUCCAACGCAGGGCAGAACGAUCUUUGGGCGUGUCUAACCGAGGUGGUGCAAGAGGACGGGCGUACCGACGUGCAGGUGAAAGAGGUGAUGGACACCUGGACGUUACAGAUGGGCUUCCCUGUCGUCACGGUUACCAGGGACUACAGCAACGGCAGGGUCACGGCCACACAACGUCACUUCCUGUAUGACCCGGAAGUGAAUGUGCCGGAUAGUCUGCGCAAUUAUGUAUGGCAAGUGCCACUGACCUUCAUGUCACGUGAGAGCGGGAAUACGUCACUUGGCAACGGGGAUACGUCACGUGGUAACGGGACUGUGUCGAUCCCUGGCAUAUUCUGGCUGAGGAAAAGAGAAGAGGACUUCCGUCUCUCCGUCGAUGCGAGUUCGAGGUUACUGGCAAACAUCAACCAGACAGGCUACUACAGAGUCAACUAUGACGUCAGAAACUGGCAACUUUUGGCGGAAGACCUAGACACAGUCACCUUUCAGAACAUUCCGACUCAGAGCAGAGCAGGGCUCAUAGAUGAUGCUUUCAAUCUUGUUCGGUCAGGGCAUCUCGCUCCUGAAGUCGCGCUCAACCUCUCGCGAUAUCUGACGCGAGAGCGGGAGUACCUGCCGUGGCUGGCUGCCGAAAGGGCUUUCGGGUACUUGCACAUGAUGCUGGCUGACACCAAGAGCAGUUCGGAUCUCAAGUGGUUGUGA